AGUGGCUGGCCGAACGAAGGGAAAAGAGAAACAUUCGUAAUCAUCGUGACAACCCAGUCACAGUUCAGUUUCUCUGAAAAAUAAGAGAUUUUUUACUGGAAUUCACGUUUGUAAUUGAAAAUUUCGUGCAAAUUAUAAUACUUAAAGGUAACCUGCGUUCGUUUUCUGACGUUUCCAUAGUAAAAUCGAGUUCCUGAACGGCGGUUCCAACGAUGGCCACCAGGAAGAAAGUUUUGUUGAAGGUGAUCAUCCUCGGAGACAGCAGCGUCGGAAAGACUUCGCUGAUGAAUCAGUACGUGAACAAGCGAUUCUCCAACCAAUACAAAGCCACUAUCGGGGCGGAUUUUCUGACCAAGGAGGUGGUUAUCGAUGAUCGAGUUGUGACGAUGCAGAUAUGGGACACUGCUGGCCAGGAACGGUUCCAAUCUCUCGGCGUGGCCUUCUAUCGGGGUGCCGAUUGUUGCGUCCUAGUCUAUGACACGACUGCACCAAACACCUUCAAGAAUCUGGAUUCGUGGCGGGAUGAAUUCCUGAUCCAAGCAAGCCCACGUGAUCCUGACCAUUUCCCAUUUGUUGUGCUGGGAAACAAGAUUGAUCUGGAGAAUCGAGCUGUAUCGACGAAACGUGCCCAGCAGUGGUGCCAGGCCAAGAAUGAUAUUCCUUAUUUUGAGACGUCGGCCAAAGAAGGCAUUAAUGUUGAUCUCGCGUUCCAGACUAUUGCCAAAAAUGCACUAGCCCAGGAGAGUGAGGUUGAGCUCUACAACGAGUUUCCAGAUCAGAUUAAACUGAACGCGGACCGCAACAACCGACCCCGAAACGGGGAUAACUGCUCAUGCUAACUGCGACUAAAUAGGUAAAAAAUGAAAAAAUCCACAUCAACAAAAAGUUAAAUCAAUAGAAAGCGCAUCGAUACACUGUGCGCUAGAAAUAAUUGAACCAUAGCUGCUGGUGCGGCCUUGUAACUCUUCGAUUAUAUCCUGAUCCCGAUUUUCUCCAACUCCACUUUAAUGUUGUCCUAAUCACACGAUAAAUUCGCGCUCCCCUUCAACCAUUUUACGUAGGAAUAAUCAGGCUGACGACGUUCCUGUUGUCAGCAAACAUACACUUAUAACUUCCUUCGUUUGAAAAUUGGCAUGCCCACAUCGCUUAUUAGUGUUAGGAAUAUUUCUUGACUCCAAGAUUAUUUCAUUUCGAUUUUGUUAAUUUUGAAUUCCGUGCAAAAGCCUCCCAUCAAACUAUUGAAUUUGUGUCAGUUAAAAUGUCUCUGUUGAAAACUUUAACAUGAAACUCUGUGAACAUGGACAACUUUAUGGAAGAUGUAUAAUAGUAAACGUAAAGAUCGAAAUAAAUAUGUCAGACGAAACACAUCCGAGCAAUGGAGUAGGAUUCGAUUGGCUGUCCGUAGUUAUGUUAAUGUGUAAACACGUAACCAUACAAAAAUGUGAUUAUAAAAAUCUUUCAGAACUUUUUUAUUUAGAAUUUGAACAAAAUUCAACUUUAUAAAGACUCACAUUACGACACUUCUCGUGUACAUUUUUGGACGCUUCCGGAUCACAACCUAGACAGCGCGAAAAGGACUUCGCUUGCGCGACGCUUUGAACAAAUGAUUAAAAUAUCAAAAGUUGGAACGAAUUCAAUUGAUAAAGUUUAGCCCAUUAGGAGAGCAGAGCUAAAUAUCAGAUAUAGACAAAUAAUACCUACUGAUCAGUGUCCAAGAACAAUUGAAAUAGUAAUGCUAAAGUAAACAUUCAACAAACACGAUAUAUAAACAGCCAAUAUUGCAUGCUUAAACUAAUCUGUUAUGGCUUAAAUGUUAUUAUUUUUUUUUUGGUUCUCCAUAUCACCGUUAUUAGUAUAAACAAAAUUUCAAACCAUUUUUUGCUCUGGUUUGGCGAUUGAUAUUCGAAUUGGUUACAAAAUCACCAUUUAUCAAACAUUUAACAGACAAGUGUGCAAUCGCGAACAUAUUUCCAUCCGCGUAGUAAAACAGUUCAAUAUCAGCAUGCUGAAAAAUGUUUUGAAAAAUAUAAUGAUAGACAGUAAAGGUAAAUUAGUGAUGUUUUUUUUUCUGUUUUCGUACAUGAUUUCGAUAUGCUAUUAUGAAUGUAUACAUUAUUUUUCUUUUUGGGAAGCUGAAUGGAUCCCAUUCUAAAUUCUACAUUAUUCGUUUCUCUUUGCUGUAUGAAAAAGUUUAGAGGGAUGAACUAUUUAAAGUAGAUAUAAUGAAUAAAAAUACUGAUAAAAGGAAAACAUAAAAGUGAUACUAGUUAUCAA
Molecule: messenger RNA, 2274 nt
Organism: Uranotaenia lowii
Lineage: Eukaryota; Metazoa; Arthropoda; Insecta; Diptera; Culicidae
Gene: Rab7
Product: ras-related protein rab7
Exons: 5
Coding region: 213-839 (208 amino acids)
Biological process (GO): endosome to lysosome transport; phagosome-lysosome fusion
Cellular component (GO): late endosome; phagocytic vesicle; lysosome
Molecular function (GO): GTP binding; GTPase activity
Source: RefSeq, a predicted model, not a curated record